Molecule: messenger RNA, 4002 nt
Organism: Habropoda laboriosa
Lineage: Eukaryota; Metazoa; Arthropoda; Insecta; Hymenoptera; Apidae
Exons: 2
Molecular function (GO): zinc ion binding; nucleic acid binding
Source: RefSeq, a predicted model, not a curated record
AUGAACGCGGAUGCAUUAGAAAGAAAGGUUAAAGCAUACGAAGAUUUGCACGCUAAAUUUGAUAGUAUUCAAUCAAAAAUCGAAAUACUUGUGACGGGUUCGGACUCUGAAACACAACACCUUGAUGAACGGGAUGCCUUUGAAGACGUAUUUUUUCCCCUAAUUGCGCAAGCGGAAACGCUUAUCGCGAAUUUGCGCGGGCCCCGAGAGCUCACCGCGUCUACGAGCACCGUGCCCACGGCAGCUAUGGAACCGCAAGGCGCUCCAAGACUACCGAUCAUCACACUACCGAGUUUUGACGGAAAGUACGAUCAUUGGGUACGUUUCCGCGAUACAUUUUCGACAAUGGUGCACAAUAACAAAUCGCUUACAGACAUACAACGAUUCCAUUAUUUAACUUCGGCGUUAAAGGGUGCGGCCGCGCGCACCAUAGAAACACUGGCUGUUUCUGACACGAAUUACAAACUUGCUUGGGCCAAUUUGAAAAGACGAUUUGAAGAUCCCGAUUCGUUGAUCCAUCAUCAUGUAAAUUCGCUCUUAGAAAUACCGAAUAUCGCGGCACAAACUAGUUCUUCGCUUCGAGAAUUCAUUGACAAGGCCAACAAUCAAUUGGUCGCGUUAGGUGCAUUAGGCGAACCGAUUGAGGCAUGGGACACACUAAUGAUCAUCAUGCUAGCUAAAAAAUUAGAUUCGAAAACCUUCGAGGCAUGGGACAUGCGUGCUACAAACGCGAUACGUAAACAGAAGUUCAAUGACUUCGUCGAGUUUAUUGAACAACAGGCAAAAAGACUCGAACGGGCAGCCACGAACCCACAGACGAUCGCGCAGGUAUCCGAGCAGGCUAAGAAGGGUCGCGCGCAUAGAUUUCAGGGCAGGUCGGAAACGGUAGCCGCUCACGCUUCGAGUACGCGCAAUCAAUGCGCACUAUGCAAAGGUGAGCACCUGCUACAACAAUGCGGGCAGUUAAAGGCACUGCCAGCCCUUGAACGGCAUGAAACAAUUAAACGCCUCCGAUUGUGUUUCAAUUGUCUCCAACAAGGGCAUAGUAUCAAAAAUUGUACGCGUGGAAUGUGUAGGAAAUGUGGGAAAAAACACCAUACUCUUCUUCAUCGAGAAGAGCCGGCCCAAGAGAUAGCAUCCGUAGAUUCAUCAGAUAGCCCCAUACCAUCGUGCGUGUCAAAUUCCGUGAGUACUGCGAUAGAGUAUACGGUCCUAUCGACCGCGAUCGUUUAUGUAGAGGAUAGGAACGGUAAAAGGCAUGAAUGUCGCGCGUUAUUAGACGUAGGAUCGCAAGAACACUUCGUGACAGAAGAGCUAUCUAAUAAAUUAGGAUUUUCGCGUUCUCCUAUAAAGACAGUUGUCGGCGGUCUCGGCAGAGCAUCGAAGACAAUUCAAUAUAAAUCAGACGUAGUAAUUCAUUCGCGGGACAACAAGUUUCGCACGAACCUCUCGUGUCUAGUAAUUAAGGACAUUACUGACGAUAUGCCGAACUUGCCUACCAAUUUCCUAAAAAUCUGCGUGCCACCAAACAUCACGCUCGCCGAUCCGCAGUUCAACAAAAAAUCGCGCAUAGAUUUAUUGAUAGGAGCCGGUCUAUUUUGGAAAUUGCUGUGCAUUGGACAACAAAGAGUAGACUCAAGCGACCUGGUGUGGCAGAAGACUAGAUUAGGCUGGGUUUUGGGCGGUAGUGUAAUCAGUUUGAUUAGCCCUCAUCCUACGAACAGAAGCACCUGCCACUCAGUGAUGACCACAGACUUGAAUAGAACGAUUUCCCAAUUUUGGGAAAUUGAAGAAGUACAACCCUCGUCAAUAGAAACCUCAGGUAGUUCGACCGAUCCCAGCGAGACGCACUUUGAUCUCACGACGACACGAGACGAAACGGGACGAUACAUAGUUAAAAUUCCAUUCAAUAGCAAACUAGGCGAACUCGGACAAUCGCGCACACAAGCCAAAAACCGUUUAUUAGGAAUGGAACGUAGAUUUUCGAAAAACUUAGAGCUUAAUAGACUGUACACUGAAUUCAUGACUGAGUACAAUACACUAGGACACAUGACGCAACUGACAGACCAGAAAGUAAUCUGCACGGAACCAAACUUCUAUCUACCCCAUCAUGCUGUCUUUAAACAAUCUAGCACCACGAAGAUUCGGGUCGUUUUCGACGGAUCGGCAAAGGGUUCAUCAGGCGUAUCAUUAAACGAUGCGCAACUAGUAGGGCCAACCGUACAAAGCGACCUGUUUUCAAUCCUCAUUCGUUUCCGCAAACACCGCUUCGUACUCUCGGCGGAUAUAGAAAAAAUGUAUAGGCAAAUUCUCGUGCACCCGGAGCACCGCAAUUUUCAACGAAUCUUGUGGCGACCGAGUGGCAACGCACCCAUCAAAGUGUAUCAGCUAAAUACCGUAACAUAUGGUACUGCAUCAGCCUCAUUUUUAGCCACCCGCGUACUAAAGCAGAUCGGUCUCGAUCAUGCCCACGCGUUCCCAGCAGCAAGUCGCGCGAUAGUCAACGAUUUCUACGUCGACGAUCUGCUAACCGGCUGCGAAACUAUUUCAAACGCCAUAAAAAUACGGAAGGACUUAACCGAAAUCCUCGCGCGGGCAGGAUUCUCGUUACGAAAAUGGGCAAGCAACGAUAGCGAGACGUUAGGAUCACAACAUCCUCACCAAGAGUCAAUAGAAAUUAGAGCAGCGGAUCAAGAUCCAAAAACAUUAGGGUUGUUAUGGAUGACCCGCACCGACGACCUUCGGUAUUCCAUCGGGAAGCAAUCGUCGGGACGCACUACUAAACGCACCGUAUUGUCGGAAAUUGCACAAAUUUUCGAUCCUCUCGGAUUAAUAGGGUCGAUAGUGACGAAGGCGAAGUUGUUCAUGCAGUCUUUAUGGCAACUGAAAAUAAAUUGGGAUGAGACACUUCCUCAAGAUCUCCACACGCAGUGGUCAGCCUUUCGGGAGGAAUUGCAAACAAUUUCCUCAAUAUCAAUUUCGCGUCAUGUAAUCAGUCACGAUAGUGAUCGCAUCGAACUGCAUGCCUUCUCGGAUGCUUCAGAAAAGGCGUACGGGAGCUGCGUAUACCUGCGUACGGUAGACAAAGCCGGAGCCUCGACGGCCCGAUUGUUGUGCGCGAAGUCCCGAGUAGCGCCGCUCAGGUCAACAACCUUACCGCGAUUGGAACUUUGUGGGGCACUUCUUGCCUCCCAGUUAACAUCGAAGGCUAAAGGCGCACUACAAAUGUCCAUUACGGAUGAAUUUUAUUGGUCCGAUUCGACAAUUGUGCUAGCAUGGCUCAAGAGCCCUCCGAGUAAAUGGACCAAAUACGUAGCCAAUAGAGUCUCGGAGAUACAGCAGCUGACGGCGCGCGGUGUUUGGAAUCACGUAUCUUCGAACGACAAUCCCGCGGACAUAAUUUCGCGCGGCGCUAACACUAAGUCUUUGACAAAUUGCGAAUUAUGGUGGUUCGGUCCGUACUGGCUUGCACAGAAGGCCGUCAAUGGCCUUCGGUACAACCUUCCCCUCAAGAUAUACCUGAGAUUUCGACGCAAGGUUGGACAAGAAUCGUUAACGCAUCCAGCCUCACAAGCGAAUCCGUUGAAUCCGCGGUACCUAACCACACGCGAGUUAAUCGACGCCGAAAUAGCAUUAGUAAAACUCGCUCAAAGAGAUCAGUUCAACUUGGAAGUAGACGCGUUAAUUAAAAAACGGUCUCUGAACCCUCGAAGCGUGCUGAGGGCUUUGAGCCCAUUUUUAGAUAACGCCGGAGUAAUCAGGGUGGGCGGUCGCCUCGAUAACGCACCUAUCGCAUACGAGCACAAACACCCAAUGAUCCUACCCGCGAAGCACCCACUCACUAAGCUCAUAGUCGAGCACGAGCAUCGUAGAUUACUCCAUUCCGGUCACCAAUUAACCUUAGCAUCACUACGCGCACGAUUUUGGCCAAUAACGGGCAAACAGGUAGUAAAAAAAAAAUAUUACAUCAGUGCAUCAAGUGCUUUAGAGUUCGCCCAACAG